Fulmarus glacialis (Northern fulmar) is the source of this 1500-nucleotide messenger RNA. Its product is annotated as solute carrier family 2, facilitated glucose transporter member 11-like. Lineage: Eukaryota; Metazoa; Chordata; Aves; Procellariiformes; Procellariidae. Gene Ontology annotation, biological process: monosaccharide transmembrane transport. The transcript is spliced from 12 exons. Gene Ontology annotation, molecular function: hexose transmembrane transporter activity. Gene Ontology annotation, cellular component: membrane. The record is from RefSeq and is a predicted model, not a curated record. Bases 1 to 1500 code for a protein of 499 amino acids.
AUGGCUACCUUCUUCUCUGACCUGGUUCAGUUCCGGGGACUAUUUCAAAUGAUCUUAGUUCUGGGAAUUGGUGGUAGUUUCCCAUAUGGAUUCCACAUUUCAGUCAUCAACUAUCCUUCUGUACACAUCAGGAAGUUUAUUAAUGAAACCUGGAUAGAGCGACAUGGCUCUCCCCUCCAUCCUGAGACAAUCAUGCUGUUAUGGUCCUUCAUUGUGUCUGUUUAUGGGAUAGGAGGAUUCCUGGGGAGCCUCUGCUGUGGCUACCUGACUACAAAAUAUAGGAAGAAAAAGUGCCAGAUGUGCACCAACCUGAUCAUGCUGGUAGCUGCACUUUUCAUGGCCUUCAGUAAAACAGCCAAAUCCUUUGAGAUGAUUCUGGUCGGACGCUUUCUCUAUGGCAUUGGUACAGGUUUUUCUCUCAAUAUACAUCCUCAGUAUGUAGGAGAGAUUUCACCCAAGAAGCUGCGUGGAUUUACCAACUCCACAGUUGCUGUUUUUCUGACACUGGGAAAACUCACAGGACAGGUUAUUGGACUACGGGAGAUUUUAGGAAGCGAAGCUUUGUGGCCAUGGUUGUUAGCAUCUAGUGGACUGUCAGCAUUGAUUCAACUGGUUACCCUCCCAUUUUUCCCUGAUUCACCAUCCUACCUCCUGAUACAGAAGGGUAAUGAGGAAGCCUGCAGGAAAGCCAUCAGGAAGCUCUGGGGGGAAGGAGACCAUCAAGCAGAAAUUGAUGACAUUAUGAAGGAGAAGGUUGCAAUGACGAGCACGAAAACCUUGCGUGUCCUCGAAGUAAUAAAAGAGCGAUCUUUGCGCUGGCAACUUUACAUUUUGAUGACUGUCAUGACCACCUUGCAGCUCUGUGGAAUCAAUGCAAUAUACUUCUAUUCUUUUGAAGUAUUCCACACAGCCAAGUUUGAAGAAUACCUUAUCCCAUACGUGUCCCUGGGAGUUGGGUUGUGUGAAUGCUUAUCCUCUAUACUGUGUAGCACCCUUAUAGACCGAUUUGGGAGGAAGGUGCUGCUGUGGGGAGGAUACACGCUGAUGUGUUCUGUGCUAGCACUCCUUACCAUGACCCUGUCACUGCAGCAUCAGUUUUUCUGGAUGCACUACUUCAGUGUUAUCUUGAUCUUCCUAUUCGUUAUCUUCUAUGGAAUUGGACCAUCUGGAGCCACUAUAUCUAUCAUGGUUGAAAUCUUCAGCCAGUCAUUCAGACCAUCAGCCUUUCUGAUUGUUGGCUGCAUCAACUGGAUGGGACUGUUUGUACUUGGGAUGAUUUUUCCAUUGAUUGUUGAUAACCUUGGACCCUUCUGCUUCCUUAUCUUUUUGGGAAUCCUGGCUUUAUCAGCAAUUUUCAUCUACCUGUACCUCCCUGAGACGAAGGGAAAGUCAAUCAUGGAAAUAAAAGCAGAGUUCAACAAGCUGAAUUUUGGAAAAAAAGAAACCUCAGCCACUGAAAAUAACUUUCCUAAGGAACAGUUGUUCUGCACCAAACUCUGA